AUGGGUUUUGAAAAACGAUUUCCAAAAUGGAUCACAGCAAUUUUAGCUUUAGCUCAAGUUGUUCUAACUGCAGCCAUUAUUGGUCUAGAAUUUGGUUCUUUUUAUUAUGAUGUCGCACAUGGUACUAUUUGGGCUGGCUUUUGGGCUAGUCUAGUAUUUAUCAAAACAUUUUUAAUGAUGUUUUGUAUCACCUGUUGUUGUCGAGGUCGAUGUUGUGCUACUUACAUCUUAAUACUCAAUAUAUUCAGUGGAGCAUUGGCUUGUGUGAUCAUUUACUUUGAUGCAUACUUUAUAGGCAAUCUUUGUAAAUGUUAUUUAGGUGAAAAUUUAUGUUGUAGUCUACGUGGUAUCAGUACUUUCAAUUCGAACUAUGGUAAUGUUGUGAAAGAUUGUAUACCGAUUUCUUCAAAUGGAGUGCAAACAGUGAUUGAUUCAUGUCAUCUUUCUCCUCCAACGAGUAAAUUGAGUUUUCUAAAAGCACAAUUAGGUUGUGCCAUUGGUAUGCUAGCUGUUUGUGGUCUCUAUGUUGUUCUCUAUUUAUUUGCCUGUUUUGGUAUUUGUUUUGGUCAUGGUUAA
Molecule: messenger RNA, 576 nt
Organism: Rotaria sordida
Lineage: Eukaryota; Metazoa; Rotifera; Eurotatoria; Philodinida; Philodinidae
Source: the annotation of a GenBank genome assembly